Molecule: messenger RNA, 934 nt
Organism: Benincasa hispida (wax gourd)
Lineage: Eukaryota; Viridiplantae; Streptophyta; Magnoliopsida; Cucurbitales; Cucurbitaceae
Product: Adenine nucleotide alpha hydrolases-like superfamily protein
Source: RefSeq, a predicted model, not a curated record
UCUCUCACAUUCAAUAAUUGUUAAUCCUUAUGGUAGUCUCUUCCCCUGAAUUUGCGCCCCUUUCUUCAAAAUUCCUCUCAUAAAAAGAAGCUUUCCCAACAUUCAUUCAUUCCACAAGCUCCUACGCACUGAAAAUCUGAACCCAUAAAAAUCAUGGACGGUGAACGGAGAGUCGGCGUCGCGGUGGAUUUCUCCCCCUGCAGCAGAAAAGCACUCAAAUGGGCUAUCGACAACGUUAUACGCAAGGGCGAUUACCUAGUUCUCAUCACCGUUCGUCCCGAAGGCGAUUAUGAAGACGGCGAGAUGCAGCUCUGGCAAACCACCGGAUCUCCGCUUAUUCCUCUGGUUGAGUUUUCUGAUCCUCACACCAUGAAGAAGUACGGGGUUAAGCCUGAUGCUGAAACUAUGGACAUUGUGACGACGGCGGCCUCUCAGAAGGAGAUCACUGUGUUGCUUAAAAUUUAUUGGGGAGAUCCUCGUGAGAAGAUUUGUGAAGCAAUUGAUAACAUUCCUAUUACCUGUCUCAUUAUUGGGAACAGAGGUCUUGGCAAGCUUAAGAGGGCCAUAUUGGGGAGUGUAAGCAACUAUGUAGUGAACAAUGGUUCUUGUCCAGUCACUGUGGUGAAGAAAGCAGAUAAUGAGAACUGAUCAUCUCAGACCACGGCACUCUUAAAAUCUACAUUUUCCCAUUCAAAUUUUCUUAUUGUAAGAUGGUGAUUAUUAUGUUUUGUGAUUUUGUAAUGUAUAUGUUGUUGGUCUGGCCUUAGUUGCCGUGUGGUUUUUAUGUUUGUCAAAUAAUGAGAGCUUUUAUGGGCUGCAAUAGGAUGGUUUAGAGGUUGUUUGACAGUGUUCUUGAAAACAAUUUUCUGUGGAAUAACAAUUUAGUAAAAACAUGUCUGCCUUGACUUGUUCUAAGGUCAAAUUACACACUAAA